CGCUGCCGCUGCCGCUGCCGGCGGGCCCAUGACGGCCGAGCUGCAGGCCCGGGGCGGCGGCGGGGAGGAUUGCCAAGUGCUUUUAAACCAGAUGAAAGAGAUCACAGGAAUUCAGGAUUCAGCAUUCCUGCUUGCUGCUCUAAAGGCUGCUGAUGGAGACCUCAUGGAAGCAGUGACCUUCCUGACRGAGGACCCCGCCCCGGAGCCCGUACAGAACUUGGCUGCUGCAGAGCCAUCUGCCUGGGAAGGGAGUGCAGUGGGCAAACAGCUCCCACAGAAUGCUAGUGCUGCACCUCCCCCUCAGAACCAAGACAAUCUCCGCACUGGCAACACCAUCAGACCCCUGGAAUCACCAAAAGCUGCAGCUGCAGAAAGGGAUGCAGCUGAAAGACCACAGGACAGCCAUUCCACUGAAAACAAAAACCGCUCCAAAAGGAAACGCUGUGAGGCCUGGGGAGAGAGCCCCAAGCAGAAUGACUGGAGAAGAGCGAGUGACUGGCCUGUUGGAAUGAAAAAUAUCGGAAAUACAUGUUGGUUUAGUGCUGUUAUACAGUCUCUGUUUCAGUUGCCAGAAUUCCGGAGGCUGGUSCUUGGGUACUCCCUCCCACAGAAUGUGCUUGAAAGUUGUCGUAGCCACACUGGAAAAAGAAAUAUUGCAUUCAUGCAAGAACUGCAGUGUCUGUUUGCAUUAAUGCUGGGAACAUGGCGUAAGUUCGUAGACCCUUCUGCAGCACUGGAACUCCUGAGGGAUGUGUUUAGAUCUGCUGAACAACCACAGCAAGAUGUGAGUGAAUUUACACACAAACUACUGGACUGGCUGGAGGACGCCUUCCAGCUCACUGUGAAUGUCACGAGCCCUGGGGACAAAUCCGAAAACCCAAUGGUGCAGCUCUUCUACGGGACUUUCCUGACUGAGGGUGUCCAUGAGGGCAACACUUUUUCCAAGAUUGAGACCUUUGGUCAGUACCCCCUCCAGGUGAACGGUUACCGGAACCUGAACGAGUGCUUGGAAGGAGCCAUGGUGGAGGGAGAGAUGGAGGAGGCAACAACAUCUCAGUCAGUCAAGUAUGGACAGGAGCGCUGGUUUACAAAACUCCCACCAGUUCUGACCUUUGAACUCUCCCGAUUUGAGUUCAAUCAGUCACUAGGACAGCCAGAGAAAAUUCACACCAAGCUAGAGUUUCCCCAGACUAUAUAUAUGGACAGAUACCUCUACUGCAAUAAAGAUCUUAUUCAGAUGAAGAGAGAGGAAAUGAAGAGACUGAAGGAGAAAAUGGUGACUCUACAGCAGAAGCUGGAAAGGUACAUGGAGUAUGGCUCUGGCCCAGCCCGCUUUCCCCUGCCUGACAUGCUGCAGUAUGUGCUGGAGUUCAUUGCUACAAAGCCAGCUGGGGCUGUUYCCUCUGCUCAGGGCUCUCAGAUAUCACCCCUGCACUCCCAGAACAAGCCUCGUGUUGUGGACACACUUUCACAGCCAAACGGCACRCUAGAAAGGACUGAUACUAGGACUGAAGAUGAAGCUUCCUUUGUGGCAAAYUCUUCGCUGCAGCAAAACUCCAGUGUGGAGCUCCAGCCUCCCGUUUCAGCAGCAGAGCUGUCUGAAUGUCCAGCUCCUCGRGUGGUGUCUGAGGAAGAGCUGAACCUGGUUCAGACGUGUCUGCAGCGAUGGAGAAACGAGAUUGAACAAGAUGUGCAAGAUCUGAAGGAGUCUAUUGCCAGAAUCAACCUGUCCAUUGAAGAAAUGUACUGUGACCCUCUCCUCCAACAGGUUCCCUAUCGUUUACACGCCGUCCUGGUCCAUGAAGGGCAGGCAAAUGCUGGCCACUACUGGGCCUUCAUAUACGACCAGCCUCGAAAAAGGUGGCUGAAAUACAAUGACAUCUCAGUGACAGAGUCAUCGUGGGAGGAGCUGGAGCGAGAGUCGUUUGGAGGCUUGAGGAAUGCCAGUGCCUACUGCCUGAUGUACAUCAGUGACCAGGUGUCCCGUGCUGGUGCAGAUGAGGAUGAGGGCCCAGAGGCGAGACAGYUCCAGAAAGAAGUGGAAGCCUUGUCCCCACAACUCAGACACUACAUCCAGGAGGACAACUGGCGCCUGGAGCAGGAGGCAGAGGAGUGGGAUGAGGAGCAGUCCUGCAAGAUUCCUCAGAUGGAGCCUUCGCCUACUUCUGAACUGCAGGACCUCUGCUCCGAGUCAGGACCAGAGCAGUCGUCAGUCUGUGAYCAGAGCUGCUCGCUGUCGUCGGAGCACGCCCGCAUUGCCAAGGAGCAGACUGCCAAGGCCAUUGCCAACACCGCCGAUUCCUACGAGAAGAACGGGGUGGAGGCAGCUCUGUGCGAGGCGUUCCAUGAGGAAUAUUCCCGACUGUACCUGCUGUCCAAAGAGACCCCAACCCCCCAGAACGAUGCCCGGCUCCAGCACGUCCUCAUCUACUUCAUGCAGAACAAUGCUCCGCAGCAGGUCGUGGAACGGACCCUCCUCGAGCAGUUUGCAGACAAAAACCUCAGCUAUGACGAGCGGUCCAUCAGCAUCAUGAAAGUGGCACAGGAAAAGCUGAGUGAAAUCGGCCCUGAUCUUGUGGACAUGGAGGAGUACAAGAGAUGGCACGAGGACUACAGCCUUUUUCGUAAGGUGUCCAUUUACCUGCUGACAGGAUUGGAACUCUACCAGAACAGAAAGUACCAGGAGUCACUCACCUACCUGGUCUAUGCCUACCAAAGCAACACCAAACUGCUGCUGAAGGGAACCAACCGAGGCGUGAACGAGUCCCUGAUCGCCCUGUACAGAAGGAAGUGUCUCCUGAAGCUGAAUGAGGUGGCAGCUUCUCUUUUCAUCAGCUGUGAAGAAGCUCGUGUGUCAGAGGGUGUGAGCAUCCUGAACGAGCUGAUCAUCCCCUGCAUGCAUCUGAUGAACAACUUUGAGAUCUCCAAAGAGGACCUGGAUGCCAUCGAGAUCAUGAGAAACCGCUGGUGCUCCUAUUUGGGACGAGAGGACAUGGAUGCAAAGCUGCAGAUGAAGCUGGGUGAGCUGCUGCCCCGGCUCCUGGAUGGCUCCACCGAGGUCAUUGUGCUGAAAGAGCCCCCGAAGAUCCGCCCCAACUCCCCGUACGACCUGUGCAGCCGCUUCGCAGCCGUGAUGGAAUCCAUUCACGGGGCCUCCACCGUCACCGUCAAAUAGCCACGGGCACUCCCUGUGCCACUGUGCCAUGCUGCCAGCCUGCCCGGGGCCUCGGGCGGCCAGUGCUGCACUGGGGGAGGACAGGGGCACCUUGGUUUCUSAGCUGUGUUCUUUGUAAAUAUGAGCAGAUAAAAAGCAGUAUUGCACUUGUGAGGCAGAACGUGAGGCGGUAACACAAAGGACCCAGACCACUGUUACAGUGCAAGGUGCAGGCCCAGGCAGGCUCCAGAAGUUCUUCUGUCCUGGCAGCCUUCUAAAUGCACCCCCUGGGCCCAUGCUGGCACAGGAGCCCAACUCUGUUCAGCACUGCACCCUGUGCCUGGGCUGUCAGGGGCUUUCACAGCUCCUGCAUGGGCACUGCRAGAGGCUGCACGUGUCAGUCCAGCCAGACUGCUGCUGGUGGGAGCCUGGGCUCAGUGAGGAGGAGGCAGCGAGCAGCAAUGGCUCAGGCUCUGCUGUGUGGGCAGUCAUGCAAAAGCUGUGUGUUAUGGUCAGGUCAAGUAGGCUUUUGCCUUUUGUAUUCCAGCUGGCACCAGAAACCCUGCAGGAGCCUUCCUCAGAGGCACAGGCAAAUCCUGGCAGUGAGGAGCCAGGACGGGGCUGUGGUUUGUGCCUGGCAGGAGCUGACUGCCUCGGGCAAUCACAUCACCCCGAAGGAUUUUCCUUUGUGGCCAGAAGGCAAACUUCCUUCUCCCCUUGGGUGGURUGUCAGGGCUGGAUUAGUGUCAGUGACAGCUGCCAGGGCUCAGAUCAGCCCGUUGUGUUGGUGGUGGGUAUUUGUGUUGACUUUGUUAACGAAGUGCCCCGUUGGCAUUUCUUGUUGCAGUCGCCCUGUGCUUGCCUUUGAGCUGCGGCAGUUGUAAGCCGAAACUUCUGAGUCAGUGGMGGGGGAUCCUUUUUGCUGGGACUAUGCAGAGUUUUCUAACAGUGCAAUAAAAGCAUUUGUUCUAUGUUAGAAU
Messenger RNA from Malurus melanocephalus (red-backed fairy wren), 4134 nucleotides. RefSeq names its product ubiquitin specific peptidase 28 (gene USP28). The transcript is spliced from 24 exons. The record is from RefSeq and is a predicted model, not a curated record. Bases 29 to 3175 code for a protein of 1048 amino acids. Gene Ontology annotation, molecular function: cysteine-type deubiquitinase activity; cysteine-type endopeptidase activity; protein binding. Gene Ontology annotation, biological process: protein deubiquitination; regulation of protein stability; DNA damage checkpoint signaling. Gene Ontology annotation, cellular component: nucleus; cytosol. NCBI's taxonomy places the organism in Eukaryota, Metazoa, Chordata, Aves, Passeriformes, Maluridae.